Chlorella variabilis is the source of this 1296-nucleotide messenger RNA. RefSeq lists its product as hypothetical. NCBI's taxonomy places the organism in Eukaryota, Viridiplantae, Chlorophyta, Trebouxiophyceae, Chlorellales, Chlorellaceae. Gene Ontology annotation, molecular function: mRNA binding. The coding region runs from base 1 to 1296 and encodes 431 amino acids. The record is from RefSeq and is a predicted model, not a curated record. The transcript is spliced from 6 exons. Gene Ontology annotation, cellular component: cytosol.
AUGGCAGUCCUUCUAGGGGCGGUGGAGGUGGAGGGGGUGCCCUCCGGGGCGUCGGUGGACGACUUGGCGGUGGUCAUCGGGCAGUUUGGCUCCAUUCAGCGCAUACUGAUAUCCAGCAGAGGCGCUCGGGGGGCCGGGAACGCGUUAAUCGUGUUGCCGCAAGCCUCCGCUUCCGAAGUGGCCGAGGCGUUGGGACUCUACCCUCUAUCGGUACCGCUGCCGAUCCCUUUGGCGCCUCCCGCUGGGUUGUUUGAAGGCAUCAAAGCGCAGCCUGUGGGGACUGUGGCGAGCCAGCAUGUCGCCGUCCCCGACCCCAGCAGCUGGGAGGCUGUUGGCACCGACUUGGAGCCCCACAGUUUGGGUCACUCGAGCACAGGCGACGCCAUCACCGUGACAAAAGGCCCGGGUGUUGCACCUGGCUAUGGCAGCGGCGCUGUAGGCGGAGCCGCCGCGAUAGAGGCGGAGCUUCGUUCUCUGCAGCUCCAAAUGCAGCAUCAGGUGGCCACCGCUGGCGGCGACCAGCAAUUCUGGGAGGAGGAGGAGCAGGAGGAGCAGGAGGGAGAGGACGGCUGGCAGCAUGAUGCUGGCAGCCGGGAGGGUGGCCACAGCCCGUCCUUGUCGUUCGACGGCUCUGAGAGUGUCGGCGACGCGGGCUGGCAGCAGAUCCGCACACCCCGCAGCGGCGGGCCCAGCUCGGUACCAGCUGGCGCGGCUGGCGCGGCUGGGAGCAACCCGCGCAUUGUGGUCACCAACGUCUCGCUCGGCUUAAAGCGGCACACGGCGCAGGCCUUCUUCAAGCAGUUUGGGUUCGUGCAGGAGUGCCUCACCUUUGCUGGCAAGCCGUACGCCUUUGUGCAUUUUCGGGACGCGAGCGCUGCCGAGGCGGCGGUCCGGGCGCUGCACCGCAGGCUGGUGCCGCCGCUAAACCCCAAUGAGCUUGUUUGGGCAGAUUUUCGAGCCCCGCGUGAGCCCUACAGCAGGACUGCCACCAAACAUGCAGAGCCGCCGCCAGACACAAACCGGCUGCGGUUCAGCGCCACCCCGACCGCCACGCUGUUUGUGGGGCGUCUGGCCCCGUGGGUGAACCACCAAGGCAUCGCCAGCAUUUUCAGCAAAUACGGCGCGAUCUAUGACUGCGAGCUUCGGGAGGCAACCAAUGACAGGCCAGACAAGUAUGCUUUUGUCAACUACCGGCGCGUGGAGGAUGCGCAGGCGGCGUUCGAAGCCCUGGACGGCAGGGCCAUCCCGGCGGCUACGGGCAAGGUGCCCCUGAAGCUUCAGUACCGGCGAGGCUGA